GGGAGAAGUUUAGAGAGUUUGAGCGGUGCGACGGAUUUGGAAACUGAGGCCUGGGGUGAAGAACAGGCUGUAGCGACUCGUGGGGCUUUCCUCAGCUCCUCCUCCUCCUGCAUGGACUUUGUGCCUGCUUGCGCAAAGCGAGAAGGUUGAGGCUGAGGGAGAAAGCGAGUUUGUCCCGAAUGGUGGUUCCCAGUGGGUGAACCAGCCUGAUGCUGGGUAGUUAUUAUUAACGCGAAACACUAGCAAUGAAAGUAAUUUAUAGUAGGAGAACACGCUCUUCACUUUGCAAAAGCCGAAACAGGAUUACACCAGAUCGUAUUUGUACCUAACUCAAAACGAGUACGUUUGGAUUUAAGAGAAGACAGUAUUCUACUGAACUCUGCCACAGUUUGUAUUUGACGUCUCCAGUCAAAGGCUAAGUGUUUGUGUACAGGUGUUCCAAGGAGGCGCCAUGUCCACCCUGUACCCAUCUCUGGAGGACCUGAAGAUGGACCAAGCUAUUCAGGCCCAGGCCAGAGCUGCAUCCAGGAUGCCUGCCCUGCCAGUCUCCCAGUCUUCAGUUUUGUACCCAAGCCUGGCAGAAUUGGAAAAUUACAUGGGUCUUUCCCUCUCCAGCCAAGAAGUCCAGCAGAACCUGCUUCAGAUUCCAGAAGGUGCUACCACAGUGAGCUCUGGCCCCUCACUGGGCCAGCUGGUGGCACCACUGUCUGGGAACAGCCUUGGCACACGGCAUGCGGAGAUCAAGCCUGGGGUACGUGAGAUCCAUCUGUGCAAGGACGAGCAUGGCAAGACAGGGCUGCGGCUGAAGGCCAUUGACCAGGGGCUCUUUGUGCAGCUGGUGAAGGCCCACAGCCCUGCGUCUCUCGUGGGGCUACGCUUCGGGGAUCAGAUCCUGCAGGUUGACGGGCGUGACUGUGCCGGGUGGAGCACGGACAGAGCCCACCGGGUGCUGAAGAGGGCGUCGGCCGAGAAGAUCAUCAUGGUCGUUCGGGACAGGCCCUUCCAGCGGACUGUCACCAUGCACAAGGACAGCAUGGGCCACAUUGGCUUUGUCCUCAAGAAGGGAAAGGUGGCCUCUGUGGUCAAAGGGAGUUCGGCGGCCCACAACGGGCUCCUCACCAACCACGCCGUGUGUGAGGUGAACGGGCAGAACGUCAUUGGGCUGAAGGACAAAGAGGUCACAGAGAUUCUGGCCAUGGCCGGGAAUGUUGUCACCUUGACCGUUAUCCCCACCGUGAUCUACGAGCACAUGGUCAAAAAGUUGUCCCCCACCCUGCUGCACCACACCAUGGACCACUCGAUUCCAGCCGUCUGAAGCCAGGAGAGAGAAGCUCAGCCGUCCUAGCCUCCCACCCUCCUGCAGGAAAGGGCGAGUCCUAGAUGCUGGGGGAGGCCGGCUGUCAGGCCAGGGCUGUCCUGAGGGGGCACCUUCCGGGUGGGCAGCCACUGAGGCACAGGCCCCCUCAGGGCCUCCGGCUGGGAGCUGCACAGGGUCCCAUAGGCAGUGACUCCCUGUGCCGGUUGAAAUGCGGGGCACGUAGGCAGGCUGGCCAAACACUUCUUAAAGUUGCCACUGGGUCCCUUGUAAGAUUUUUGCUGCCUCUACCAGCAAAACAGUUUCACAUUUUGAGAGAACACAACUUCAUUCUUUAAUUUUUUUUUUCUCUUGGCUUGCUGUGUGUCACAAACUGUACAUAGUACCACUGCUUUUGAAUAGAUGGGAUUUUAAAUACAAGCCCUCUUCAAAAGUAAUUGAAAAUUCCAGAAUCCUUGGCCCCAUGACAUGCCAGGCCUGGUUUUCUUCUAAGCAGAGGUGACACGUGGUCUCUGAGAGCAGAGAUUUGGCCAGUCCUGAGGUGGCAGUGACUGGAGAGGGGGAGCCGUGUGGGAUUCCGGAGGAGGGACACUGGCCUCAGAGCACCCCUGCUCGGUCUGCUUCCACAUCUGUGGAGCGGAUAGGAAGCCCACUUCAGGGGUGCCGGAGGGCCUGCGGUGCACUGGAAGGCCCAGCAGGGCUGACCCUUGCGGGGGGGGGGGGGCAGGGGAGGCCCUUCUAGAUCCUAGAUCCUUUGUGGGACCCAGGACGGGAGUGACUGUCUCAUGCUGCGAUAGGCACACGGCGGUGCUGAGCCAGCACGCGGCUCUCUGGUUCCCUCCACCUCAGAAGGGAGCUCUUUCCCCUCAGCCCUUCCCUGUGUGUCCACUGUGCCUCCCAGCUUGGCAGGGAUGGUUUGAGCCCCUUGUAUCCCUC
This is a messenger RNA of Lutra lutra (Eurasian river otter), 2251 nucleotides long. RefSeq names its product syndecan binding protein 2 (gene SDCBP2). Gene Ontology annotation, molecular function: protein binding. The transcript has 9 exons. Lineage: Eukaryota; Metazoa; Chordata; Mammalia; Carnivora; Mustelidae. The record is from RefSeq and is a predicted model, not a curated record. Gene Ontology annotation, cellular component: cytoplasm; plasma membrane. The coding region runs from base 452 to 1315 and encodes 287 amino acids.